Molecule: messenger RNA, 930 nt
Organism: Fusarium coffeatum
Lineage: Eukaryota; Fungi; Ascomycota; Sordariomycetes; Hypocreales; Nectriaceae
Exons: 7
Coding region: 1-930 (309 amino acids)
Molecular function (GO): oxidoreductase activity; zinc ion binding
Source: RefSeq, a predicted model, not a curated record
AUGAUUGAGGUCUACGAAGAAGUACCUGUUCCCAAUCUCACUCCAAAUGGCGUCCUUUGCAAAAUGCUCGCAUCCGGUGUUUGCCGGAGUGAUCAUUCGUUGCUCACUAUAGACAACCAACCUUCUUGGUUUGAGGAGAAGUACAUUCUGGGACAUGAAGGCUGUGGCCAGGUCAUGAGAUUAGGCAGCGCGGUGCAGACUAAUGACAUAAAAGUGGGUGACGUUGUAGCUCUCCAUGCAGUCCCAGGCUGCGGAGAAGAAGAUUGUACAGAAUGCUCCCACGACUUGUCACAACUAUUAAAGGUUCCCGAGGGCGUCACCCCGGCAGAAGCCGCGGUAGCUACAGAUGCUGUGAGUACUGCAUACCACGCCAUCAUUAGAAGAGGAGAAGUCAAAAAAGAACACACUGUCUUUCUUUUUGGUCUAGGCGGCCUUGGGUUCAACGGUCUUCAGAUACUGUUGUACAUUGGAGCACGAGUUAUCAUUUCGGAUAUACGACAAGACCUUUUGAAUGAAGCAGAGCAUCUGGGCAUUCCGUCUAGCGACAUUGUGCCGGUCGGGACAUCUCCUCAAGACUUUGUCAUAGAAAGUGGUCUUUCGGGUAAGAUCGAUACUGUUUUGGAUUUUGUUGGCACUCAUCAAACAUUUGAAGACGCUCAACACAUUGUCCGUCGUGGUGGUAAGCUACUUUGCAUCGGAAGCCUGGAUACAGAAAACACCAUUCACAUGAAGAUUGGCACAAGGAAGAGGCUAUCGUUCAUCUUUUCUUAUGGCGCCCAAGUGGAAGACCUCAAGCAGGUGCUUAACCUCGUUGCAGCUGGGCAUAUCAGACCUCGUGUUGAGACAAGAAGGAUUACGGAAUUUGAGCAAGUUCUGGAUGAGCUAGUAGAAGGGAAGAUUAAGUCACGGGUUGCCUUACUUCAUGAAUAG